Messenger RNA from Coturnix japonica (Japanese quail), 1638 nucleotides. RefSeq names its product sperm microtubule inner protein 4 (gene SPMIP4). Lineage: Eukaryota; Metazoa; Chordata; Aves; Galliformes; Phasianidae. Gene Ontology annotation, cellular component: centrosome. The record is from RefSeq and is a predicted model, not a curated record.
AAACACUACUAGAACACAGACCAGAGCAUACUCACACUGUGUCACACUGAACAAGAAGAUAUGAAAAAUGAUGUUGCAUGACCUGCUCCACUACCACAGAGAAACGGGAGGAAACACACUCUUACCGAGAAACUUUGAGUCCAAUGAGGUACUGGCUCCACUUCAAAGUCCUUCACCUCCAAGUGACUUUCAAGACAGAUAUGAAGAGUUCGGGGAAUCCUUUCAAUGCUGCAAGCUUCCUGGGGGAACAGAAAGGGAGCGUGGAGGAAUUGUUCUGCCUGUAUUGCCAAAGGGCCAUGGGCCAUCUUAUAUGGUUGUGAGAGGAAAUUAUCAUCUUGGUAGUGAUGUAUUCCCUUGGCCAAGCAGGCUUCCCACUAAGCAGUACUAUGAUGUCACCAUGUUGAAAAAAAGUGAUGUGCGCAUAAAUGAUGAUCUACUUUGUAAGCCACCAAGCAGUUCGGCUAAACCGCUGAGCCUGCCGUUUCCCACCUCUCAUCCCUACCACACACACAUCUCUAAGUAUGCCAUGUUCCCAGACUUCAGACCAAUUGAGGAUCAAGACACUGGGAUCCCUUGCAAGGCUUCUGACGUGGUUGUUCUAAAGUCGACCAAAGGUAGCCCAUACAGGCAUGAAAUUGUCAACAUUCCCUUUGACUCCCUGAGGGAGGCUUUGUGCUGCUCGAGACAGCCUGAAUGCUUGCAACUUCCUAAAGUCUCUGAAGAAAAUCCAUCAAAAACUGUGGCUCCUAAUUCCAUUCUUAGAGAGUUUAAGCUCUCUCAAAGAAAAACCAAUUUGCUACGAAACAUUGAAAGAUCUCAGAGGAUGACAACAUACAAGCUAAACUUCACAGGAAGAGGUCCCAUGAAUCCCCUUAACCUGGAUGACUACUACAUGAAAGCAGUUGGCCAGUUAACUGGAGUACUUGGUACAGAUGUGGAACUUAAAGAAUCCUUCAUGUCUAGUCUCUCACAAACGAGGCCGCUUGAAGGGCGUAUAGCGCGUAAAAUGCAAGGCCGACGUCCCCGUGAAUCUACUCUGCAGGAACAGCAGGCCAAACCGCCUCAGUUAUCCCACCAGAAAUACCAUCUGGAUACAGGGCUGCCAAUAAGCAAACAUCAGAGAAUCACUGAUAGACUGCAAACAGAAGCAUUCUACCAGGGUCAGUUUUCAGGAAGGCCUGAAAUUCAGCCCUUUCCCCGUGAAGAUUUAAAGCAAUGUACAAUAUGGGAGAACCCACCCAGUAAGGCAGUCUUACCACAGGAUGAGAACAGGGAGGAGGGUAAAAUUGUAUUGCAAAAGCUCUGGAACCAAGAAGCAAGUCAGCCUGCAUGGAGACCAGAGGACAGACUGAGAGAUGAGGCAAUGCCCGAGUGUAUCCCUGGCUCUGGGGUUGCUCGACGCCCAACAGUGCUGAUGGAGCUGCAGGAUUCCUUCUCAAAGACAGCAGCACACAAAUGGUUUCAUGAUUCUAUCAACGGAGAGAGAAAAGAUCUCAGAGAUAACAUUAGUGAGGGGAGGAGACAUGAAUUCUAUGGUUUCAAUGCUUUCUAUUUCCAUAACUGAUGCAUUUGUUGGUAUUUUAAAAAUAGUAACAAAUAAAGUACUUCAAUACAACCGGUCUAUUCUUAGUGCUGUUU